GUUUACCGGUCUUACUUCCUGAGCACUGUCUGGCCUUCUAUAUCGAUCCACAACGAUACCUGGCAAGAUCAUACUUCCUGCUUUCCCUUCAAGAAAUGGCGGAUGACAAACGCCCUCCGACUGCGAUCGAGCAGGCCACCAUCCUCUCCUACAUCACAUUCAACUGGAUCCAGCCUAUGCUGCUCCGCGGGAGGAAGCAUACUCUAGUCGCAGAAGAGCUACCACGCCUCUCCGAAAAGGACAAGAUCCAACGCAUUUCAGACCUCAUGCUCUGCGAAUGGACUCGCGAGGUCGAAUCUAAGAGACUCAUACCAGAUAAAAAGCCAAGCCUAUACAGGGUCCUCUGGCGGUGCUUUGGGCUCUACGCCUGCGUACCCUUUAUUUCUGGCCUCCUCGAGAGCGUCUGCAAGGUCAGUGAGGCUGUGCUUCUCGGAUAUGUAAUUCGCUUUUUUGACACGCCUGAGAUGACGAUACGGGAGGGCAUGGGAUACGCGAUUGCGUUGUUUUUAGUGACGCUGUUUCAUGGCACGGUUCACCACCACAAUUUCUUCCACGUUCUACGGAUCGGAACCUGGACGCGACAGGGCCUUAUCGCGCUCAUGUACCGAAAGUGCCUCACCCUCUCAACCUCGAGCUCCAUCUCCACAGGCACCGUAAUCAAUCUCAUCUCAAAUGGUAUGUAUCGUCCGUUCGAAAACUGCGCUCCCUUCGGGCUCUACGUGAUCCUCGGGCCUUUGGAGAUGAUCGCCGUCAUGUACUUUCUCUGGAAAGAACUCAAUGUCGCCUGCUUAUCCGGCCUCCUCGCCCUCUCCUUGCUCAUGCCCAUCCAACUCUUCUUCUCCCGACACUUCGCCACCAUCCGCACUAGGACCGUCCAUGCCCGCGACGAACGCAUCCGAACCCUUUCGGAUGUCUUUUCGGGCAUCGAGCUCCUCAAACUCUGCGCUUGGGAGGUCCCCUUCCAAGAAAAGGUCAUGAUGCUCCGGUCGAUCGAAUUGAAAUAUAUUUGGAAGGCCAAUGCCAUGCGGGCAAUCAAUAUGUCAAUCUAUUUCUUCUUCCAACCGUUGGUUGCGCUGUUCGCCUUUGUGACCUAUUGGCUGCAGGGAAAAUCGUUGACCCCGGAUAAGGUGUUUGUGUCCUUGACAUUGUUCAAUAUCUUGAGGAUUAGUAUGACCUCGUACUUUCCGAAGGCACUCGAGUCCAUGGCCGAGGUCAGAGUGUCGGUCAAACGGAUUACGGAUUUUCUGAUGCUACCGGAGCUGAGAGCGAUCGAGAAUGGCUCCCAGAACAAGACUUGGGCGCAGAAUCUUAAGGAGAACGAAAAGAGUAUGCAGGACGAAUUUUCGGAUGUGCUGGUCGAGAUGAAGGACGCUUCAUUCUCCUGGGCUAUUGUGGCGGACGAGGGGGACAAGAUCUUGGAACUCAACAUCACUAUGUCUCUUCGUCGCGAUGAACUGCUGGCGAUCGUAGGACCUGUCGGAUGCGGCAAGUCGAGUUUAUGUAUGGCCCUGCUCCAGGAGAUGACCCUGGUCUCUGGCUCCAUGGACCUGGUCCAUAGCCGACACCCGAUCACCAUGUCCUAUUCUGCCCAGUCGCCCUGGAUCUUUGCAGGAACGAUCAAGAGCAACAUUUUAUUCGGUUCUCAGUUCAACCAGGAGCGCUAUAGCAAGGUCAUCAAGGCAUGCGAGCUCACCCGCGACCUGUCCCUGCUCCCGCAAGGAGAUGAGACUAUCAUCGGCGAGAAGGGCGUGACCCUCAGUGGUGGUCAGCGUGCCCGUGUUUCUCUCGCGAGAGCAGCGUACAGGGAGUCGGACAUUUAUAUCCUGGACGAUCCACUUUCGGCUGUCGAUCCCAAGGUCGGACGUGCGCUUUUCGACAACUGCAUCAAUGGGCUGCUGAAAGCCAAGGCACGAGUACUGGUGACACAUCAGUUGCAGUACAUCAAGGAUUGCGAGAACGUUAUUGUACUUGAGCGCGGUCGUAUCACGCAUAUGGGACACGUAGACGGGGUUAUGAAGGAGGAGACUGAACUCAAGCAGGAGGUUCAGGAUGGCGAUUCUGUAAAGAGUACCAGGAGUUGCGCUCGAUUUGUGGAUGUGCUGCGCGAAUUUGCAACGAAGGCGCCCAGAGCUUCCGAAGAGGACGGGCGUCUGUCCAACGAUGCUGAGAUCAUAACCCAGAACAAGGCACUCGAUGCAGAAAGAAUCUGGGGAAAUGAAGAUGGAGAUAGGGUUAAGAAAGAUGACGACGAUGGGGUGAGCAUCAUGGAAAAGAGCUUGACGACCGAGGAAGUGGCAGAGGGCGAGACCUCGCUCGAGGUCUAUAUCGACUUCUUCCGGAUCGGUUCUCCCUGGUCGAAACUCAUCCUGACGGCCAUUUGUCUAACAACAGCUCAAGGGAUCAUGGUCGGUGGCGACUUUUUACUCUCCAAAUGGUCAGGCCAGGGAGUGGCGGAACAAACACAUCCAUAUUAUCCAACGGCGUUCGGACUGUACUGCCUUGGAACUGUGAUCAUGACGAUCGCGCGAUCGUACCUCUUCUUUGACUGUGUAACCUCGAGCUCGCGCAACAUGUUUCGGGCGAUGCUCGAUGCAUUGAUGCAUACUAGUAUUACCUUCUUCCACGCGAAUCCUCAUGGACGGAUUCUGAACCGGUUCUCGAAGGAUAUGGCGAACUGUGACGAGUUACUGCCGUAUGUGUUCUUUGACACGAUACAGAUCGGAUUCAUGUUGCUUGGGUCUGUGGUGACGGUCUGUGUAGUGAAUCCGUGGAUCGUCAUCGCGAUUCCGUUUAUCUUGACAGGGUUUGUCGCGUUGCGGGUGCUGUAUAUCAGGUCGAGUAGGCAGGUCAAGCGGAUUGAUAGUCAGUCGCGGUCGCCGAUAUACUCACAUCUGUCCGAGACCUUGGAUGGACUGAGUUCCGUGAGGGCGUUUGGGGUUAGUGGAAUGUUUAUGGACAAGCAUAUCAGGACGCAGGAAGAUAAUGGACGCGCGUUCUUCACAUAUCUUGCCAUGGCGCGUUGGCUCGGCUAUCGGUUGGAUGCAGUGUCAGCGCUGUUCCUGGGCAUUACUGCGAUCGCCUGCGUUGCCGCUCGCGAUUCCCAAGAAGCCGCCCGUGUGGGUCUUGCCAUGUCCUCUGUCAUUAGCAUCUCUGGUGAGCUUCAGUGGGCCAUCCGUAUGAGCGUUGAGGCUGCGAUCCUAAUGGUCUCCGUCGAACGUAUGAUGGAAUACUCCCAUAUCGACCCCGAGCCUUCUCCGCGCCAUAUCCAUAAUCCUGAUGGAUCCUCAGCUGUCCCGAACGGAUGGCCACAGGAAGCCAAGGUCACCUUCACGGACAUGUCCUUGACCUACCCUCGCGGUGAAGGCCCGGUGUUGAAGAACAUCUCGCUGGAUUUCAAGGCUGGCGAGAAGAUCGGGAUCGUGGGUCGCACAGGAGCCGGCAAGUCCAGCUUGAUCGGGGCACUCUUCCGACUCGUCGAUACCACCACGGGCAAUCCGCCUCAUCAUGGAGGCAUCUCCAUUGACGGGGUCGAUAUCUUCAAGAUCGGGAUGCACGACUUGCGCGAGAAGAUGGCGAUUAUCCCACAGGAACCCUUCCUCUUCCGCGGCACACUGCGAUUCAACCUCGACCCAACAUCUCAGCAUCAGGAUGCGGACAUCUGGGCGGCACUGGAGGCCGCGGAGUUGAAGCGUCUCGUCGAGGGUCUUGAGGGAGGACUGGAUGCGACUGUGGACGACAAUGGAAAGAACUUUAGUAUCGGCGAGCAGCAGUUGUUGUCGUUGGCGCGUGCGGUGUUGAGACGGGCCAAGAUCAUUGUCAUGGACGAGGCCACUGCGAACGUGGACCUGCAGUCUGACCGGAUGAUCCAAAAGGCGAUCCACUCGCAGUUCAAGGGCACAACCGUGUUCACGAUCGCACAUCGAUUAAAUACGGUCAUUGGCGACUACGAUCGUAUCUUGGUGCUGGACCAAGGAAAGGUGGUGGAGUUUGGAAAGCCGUGGGAGCUGCUGAGGGAAGAUGAGGAUUGUAAGGGUAGUGGGUGGUUCAAGGCGAUGGUCGCAGGGACCGGACCGGAGAACGAGGCGAAGUUGAGACAAGUUGCGGAGGAGCAAUGGCUGAGUCACCGCAGUGGCUGUAUCUGA
This is a messenger RNA of Gamsiella multidivaricata, 4142 nucleotides long. Its product is annotated as P-loop containing nucleoside triphosphate hydrolase protein. Lineage: Eukaryota; Fungi; Mortierellomycota; Mortierellomycetes; Mortierellales; Mortierellaceae. Gene Ontology annotation, molecular function: ATP hydrolysis activity; ABC-type transporter activity; ATP binding. The transcript has 6 exons. Bases 96 to 4142 code for a protein of 1348 amino acids. The record is from RefSeq and is a predicted model, not a curated record. Gene Ontology annotation, biological process: transmembrane transport. Gene Ontology annotation, cellular component: membrane.